This is a messenger RNA of Purpureocillium lilacinum, 1305 nucleotides long. Lineage: Eukaryota; Fungi; Ascomycota; Sordariomycetes; Hypocreales; Ophiocordycipitaceae. The record is from RefSeq and is a predicted model, not a curated record.
AUGGUGGACGCGGACGUGGACGCAAUGGUGGGCGGGGCCGAUUACCCCGCGACGCCAAAACGACGCGUGGGGGGGCCCACGAUGAAGGUGCGCGACGCAGCGCGACAGCUUGAAGAAACCGAAAAGGAGCCCAAGCGUACCACACGACAGUCCGCUCGAGCAACACCGAUUGACAAUGACGCGGAACGAGCGAAUGCUGCAAAGCGAGCUGUGGACAGCAGUAACGAUGGAAGAGCAAUGCUCCGGCAGGCUCUGGAGAUGCUGGGCGAGUACAGUGAGAAGUUUCACAGCCUUCACGAAGUCAUCAAAGUUCAGCAGGAUACGAUCCAGGAACUGAGCCAGAAGCUGGACGACAAUAAUCGAGAAAUGAACAACAAAAUGGAACAAAUGCGAACACAAAUGGGCGCAGAGUUGCUGCACCUUCGCGAGCAACUCGAAGCCAUCACGACACAUGUUUCAGAAUCCCCACAACUAUCUUACGCUGAAGUCGCGCGCUCAGCGCCAUCUUCUGAGCCCAGCAACAUACGAACCCUUUCGACCGGAAACACAACACCUUCAAACUUCACCGACACUUUCUACUGCACCAUUGACACGUCGCGGAUCGCAGACGGUCAAGAUGAUCAAGUCACCGCGGGUGCCAUCCGCACUAUGGCGGAGACCGAGAUCCGAGCGGAGCAAGGUUUUUCCAACUGGCGAUGCCGUGCUGUCAUAAAAGAUCCCAAGAAACCGAACCGUAUUCGGAUCGCCUGUCGCGACGAGAACGAACACAACAUGGUGAAACAGGUGGUGGGAGCCAAGCUUCCCCAUGGCGCUCGGCUGUUACGCGAUGAGCUCUACCCGGUCAAGGUCGACCACGUCAAUCGCAUAGCGGUACUAGACGAGAUGGGCGACAUUAGAGCUGGCGCCAUCGAGGCUUUCAGCAAGGAAAAUGAUGUCCAAGUUGCGAAGAUUGCGUGGCUCAGCAAGCGAGACACUCCGAAGGCAUACGGUUCCAUGGCCGUUUACGUUACCAAGGGAUCAGACGCCAAACGACUGCUUUCGGAAGGCUUCUUCUAUGCUGGAGGAGAGUCGGGAUACACGGGUUCCUUCGAGCGACGACCGCGCCCAGAGCAGUGCUACAACUAUCAGCAAGUUGGGCAUAAAGCAUUCCAGUGCGAGAAGAGUCGAAUCUGCGGUAAAUGCGCCAAAGAGGGCCACCACCACAGCGCCUGCAACGAGACUGUCUACAAGUGCGUACUCUGUGACGGGCCACACGAAUCGUUCAGCAGGAACUGCAAGAAGCUCUACCCGUCUGAUCAUGAAUAA